Messenger RNA from Aureobasidium subglaciale EXF-2481, 1695 nucleotides. RefSeq lists its product as uncharacterized. The record is from RefSeq and is a predicted model, not a curated record. The transcript is spliced from 3 exons. Gene Ontology annotation, cellular component: mitochondrial matrix. NCBI's taxonomy places the organism in Eukaryota, Fungi, Ascomycota, Dothideomycetes, Dothideales, Saccotheciaceae. Gene Ontology annotation, molecular function: isocitrate lyase activity; methylisocitrate lyase activity. The coding region runs from base 1 to 1695 and encodes 564 amino acids.
AUGUCUGCAUCCUUGAAAUCGGUCAAUCCUCCUCUGCCUUCAGCAGAUCCAACGUCAGCUUUUCAGUUGCUUUCGACCGAAGACAAGGUCGGAGAUUCAGAAGACGCUAUAUUCAAUGACCAAGUCAAACAAGUCCAGGAUUGGUGGGCCUCUCCUAGGUACAAGGGCAUCAAGAGACCUUAUUCUGCAGAGGACGUAGUCGGCAAGCGAGGGACUUUGCAGCAGGUCUAUCCCUCUUCUUUGAUGGCUCGGAAACUCUUCAACCUCCUUGAAGAACGAUCUGCCAAGGGAGAACCUGUGCACACAAUGGGAGCUAUUGAUCCUGUACAGAUGACACAGCAAGCACCUCACCAAGAAAUUCUCUACGUCUCGGGAUGGGCUUGCUCCUCUGUCUUGACUAGCACGAAUGAGGUUUCGCCCGAUUUUGGUGAUUAUCCAUACAACACCGUACCCAACCAGGUACAACGCCUUUUCAAAGCACAGCAAUUGCAUGAUAGAAAGCAUUAUGAUGCAAGGAGGAAAAUGUCACCUGAAGAGAGGAAGACGACCCCAUAUACUGAUUUUCUGCGACCAAUCGUUGCCGACGGCGACACUGGACAUGGUGGUCUCUCCGCUGUGUUGAAACUGGCUAAACUCUUCGCCGAAAACGGUGCUGCUGCUGUUCAUUUCGAGGAUCAAUUGCACGGAGGUAAGAAGUGUGGCCACUUGGCAGGGAAGGUGUUAGUUCCUGUUGGUGAACACAUCAAUCGUCUUGUUGCUACUCGCUUCCAAUGGGACAUGAUGGGUUGCGAGAACCUGGUUAUUGCGCGCACAGAUUCGGAGAGUGGCAAGUUGUUGAGCAACGCAAUCGAUGCUCGUGACCACGAAUUCAUCCUUGGUGUGACUGAGGAUAUUGAACCUUUGGCAGAGACUCUCCAAGUUAUGGAAAUGGGAGGCGCUACGGGUGCUGAAAUUGAUGCAUACGAGGCAAAGUGGGUCAAGGAACACAAGCUGGUCACUUUUGACGAGGCUGCUGUUGCUCACAUAAAGUCUCAAACUUCUGACUCGGACAAGGUCGCGAAAUACGAGAGCGAGAUAAAUGCAAACCGUAAUCGUCCAUUGAACAGUCGACGCCAGCUUGCAGCAUCUAUUGCAGGUUCUCCUGUUCAAUUCAGCUGGGAUGUGCCGCGCACAAAGGAGGGCUAUUACCACUAUCGUGCCGGACUUCCUGCAGCAACAAAGCGUGCAAUCGAAUUUGCUCCAUUUGCUGAUUUGCUAUGGCUGGAGACCGGAGAUCCGAGUGUGCAAAAAGCUGCUGGGUUCGCCAAGGAAAUCAGACAGGUAUAUCCAGGAAAGAAGCUCGUAUACAACCUCAGUCCUAGCUUUAACUGGAUGGGACAUGGAUUCACUGAGGAUCAACUGAAGAGCUUUAUCUGGGAUCUAGGCAAAGAAGGAUUUGUGCUCCAGCUCAUCUCCUUGGCUGGCUUACACAGUACCGCCACAAUCAGUAACGAGCUCGCGAAGGGAUUCAAGACUGACGGUAUGCUGGCCUACGUAAAUCUGGUCCAACGUCGCGAACGUGAACUUGGUUGCGAUGUACUCACACACCAAAAGUGGAGCGGUGCAAGUUACAUCGAUGGUAUUUUGGGUAGCAUCCAGAGUGGCAGCAGUAGCAGUAAGAGCAUGGGCGACGGUAACACGGAAGGCAGCUUCUAG